AUGGCGGGCUGGUUUAGCUCUACCUCUCCGUUCGAUGAACAGGUAGAAAAGGCAACUUCCUCCUCCUUAGAGGAUAUUGCAGCAAACCUGGAAAUUUCAGAUAUCAUUCGCUCAAAACGUGUACAGCCCAGAGAUGCUAUGCGAUCGCUGAAAAGAAGGUUGGAGAGCAGGAACCCGAAUAUACAGCUAGCUACUCUAAAGUUGACGGAUACAUGUGUCAAAAAUGGAGGGAAACAUUUUCUCGCGGAAAUCGCCUCCCGCGAAUUCAUGGAUAAUCUCGUUUCGUUGCUUAGAGCUUCCGGACCUGCGACUCUCAAUGGCGAAGUGAAGAUGAAAAUACUAGAGGUCAUUCAGACAUGGGCGUUGGCGACUCAAACACGAAGUGACUUAUCGUACAUUGGAGAAACCUAUCGGGGUCUGCAGAGGGAAGGUUAUCAGUUUCCACCGAAAACUGACAUUGCAAGCAGCAUGCUUGACAGCAGCGCUCCUCCCGAAUGGAUAGAUUCGGAUGUCUGUAUGCGAUGUCGAACUGCUUUUACAUUCACGAAUCGGAAACAUCACUGCAGGAACUGCGGUAAUGUCUUUGAUGCGCAAUGUUCAAGCAAAACCAUUCCCCUUCCCCAUCUGGGUAUCAUGCAGGCUGUAAGAGUCGAUGACGGAUGCUACGCCAAAUUAACAUCUAAAUCUUUCAACCCCUCGAAUUCAUCAAACCAAUCCGGGAAUCAUAAAUCUGGCUCCAGCUUCAGGCCCACUGCUCCUCCAAUGGAACCCCGUAGUGCCAGAGCUGAGUCAGACUUUGAUGAGGACCUCAAGCGUGCACUUCAGAUGAGCCUUGAGGACGUAAAGGCUCAUGAUGGCGUUGGAUAUGUUCCCCAACCCAAGCCCGCUGUAGCGGAGCCAAAAAUGGCUGGAUCGAACGGUGUUUCUAAAGACGAAGAUGAGGAUCAAGAUCUGCGAGCUGCCAUCGAGGCGUCAUUGAGGGACAUGGAAGAACAGAAGGAAAAACACGCAGCAGCGUUAAAGAGCACGACCGCUGCAAAUUCAUCCACACCUGCAGUCACAGCUGCUCUCAUGCCAAAGAAAGACUAUGAGCUUAGCGCAGUGGAAGCGGAAAAUAUUAAUUUAUUCGCGACGCUUGUUGAUCGGUUGCAACACCAGCCACCAGGUACGAUCCUUCGAGAACCACAAAUUCAGGAACUGUAUGAAAGCAUAGGCGCUCUAAGACCGAAAUUGGCACGCACUUAUGGGGAAACAAUGAGUAAACACGAUACCCUUCUUGAUCUUCAUGCCAAGUUAUCAACGGUUGUACGGUACUACGAUCGCAUGCUCGAGGACCGUUUAUCCAACACAUACGCACAACAUACCCUAGGCGCUUACAAGUAUCUACCACCUAGCCAGCCUGCUUCAACGGCAUAUCCAUCCAUCUCACCAAAUCUUACCGAUGCCAGGGGGGGUGCGGAGAACUUUUACUUUGGUUCAGCGCCUAUAGAAAAAGCCGUUCCUCUUAGCCAGUAUCGUCCUCCUGAGCGUCAAUCGUCAGUGAGCUCCGGGUAUGAUCCGCGUUCUGGUGCUCCUCACUCACAAAUAACGCCUUUUAAUCCCCCGCAAAAUGAUCGAUGGGACCGUCAAAACGAAUACCAACCGUACACCUCUCCGCCACCUACAAAUCCUGUAGUUCAAUACCAGAACCAUUCCAUGCCUCAGGGACACCCUGUACCGCCUGGACAAGCUGAAAUUAGCGGCCAACCUGGGCCCACUGGUUACUAUUUCGCACAACCGGUCACUAUUCCGGUCGGCCAGGAGCCCCCAACAGCUCCAGGGCAAUACGUUCCUGGAUCCGGUCACCCGUAUCAACCCUCAUCUCCCAUAAUGCGAAAAGACUCUCAAUUCCAGCCAUCGCAAACAGUCCCACUAGCGAAUCCGCCACACCAAAGCCUCCCCCCGUCACAGGAUGUCCCUCCCCCCGCACAAUUCCAUCCUCAGCUCCAAGCAACCCAGUCCCAGCCCCAGUCCCAGUCCUAUGAAACUCCUACGCAAAGCAUAGCUCAAUUGCCCAAUCCCUACAUUACUUGGCCCCAACCUGAACUGGGAACGAAUCCGCAAUACAUGCCACCGGUUGCAAAUGAAUCGUAUAUCACCACUGCCCCCGUGUCUACAGAUGGAGACCCGUCAUACCUAUCCCAACAGCCGCCGCAGCAGAUGCAACAGCAACAGCAGCAAGUUACCCCAAAGCCGGUUGAAGAGCCCAGAUUGAUUGACCUGUGA
This is a messenger RNA of Paracoccidioides brasiliensis Pb18, 2265 nucleotides long. Its product is annotated as ESCRT-0 subunit protein VPS27. Gene Ontology annotation, biological process: protein transport to vacuole involved in ubiquitin-dependent protein catabolic process via the multivesicular body sorting pathway; protein targeting to vacuole. The record is from RefSeq and is a predicted model, not a curated record. The coding region runs from base 1 to 2265 and encodes 754 amino acids. Gene Ontology annotation, cellular component: ESCRT-0 complex. Gene Ontology annotation, molecular function: phosphatidylinositol-3-phosphate binding; metal ion binding; ubiquitin binding. The transcript is spliced from 5 exons.